This is a messenger RNA of Fomitopsis serialis, 1104 nucleotides long. Its product is annotated as NADP-dependent oxidoreductase domain-containing protein. Bases 153 to 1016 code for a protein of 287 amino acids. Gene Ontology annotation, molecular function: oxidoreductase activity. Lineage: Eukaryota; Fungi; Basidiomycota; Agaricomycetes; Polyporales; Fomitopsidaceae. The transcript has 9 exons. The record is from RefSeq and is a predicted model, not a curated record.
UGUGACAUCAUCAUGCCAGUCUGGUAAACGGUACUUGUGUCAAGCGUCCACGCUAUAAAAGGGGCUCAGCUUUGUCAGGCUCAUCCCCGACUCGGUCUCAGUGCGCUACUCGUAGAACUCGACGACCUACCUCCUACCAGAUUGCUACCACAAUGGCGGCUGCACUGGAAAGCCUGUCCUCGAGCGUCCGGCUCUCGUCUGGCUACACUAUUCCCGUCCUCGGCUUCGGCGUCGCCUUCGGGUUCGACAAGGCUGGCAGGGAUCCACGAACUCUAACUAAGCCUGCCGUUCUGGAGGCCCUGAAGGUUGGGCUUCGCCACUUCGACACUGCCCGGAUGUACAACAAUGAAGACCACCUAGGCGAGGUCAUCAAGGAAAGCGGCAUCCCGCGCGAAGAGCUCUUCAUCACGACGAAGGUGGACGGAGACUUCCACGGCUACGACAAGACAGUAGCCAGCGUCAACGACUCCCUGAAGAGGCUCGACCUCGAUUUUGCGGACCUCAUCCUUCUCCACGAUGCGCGCGCGGGGAAGAGGCGUCGUUUGGAGGCGUACAAGGCACUGCUGGACCUGAAGGCACAAGGCAAGGUCCGCAGCGCGGGCGUGUCGAACUAUGGUGUCAAGCAUCUCGAGGAGAUCGCCGCUGCGGGCUACGAAGUCCCAUCCGUGAACCAGCUCGAGAUCCACCCGUUCUGCCAACAGCGUCCCAUCGUCGAGUACUGCAAAGCACACAACAUCACCGUCGAAGCAUACUGCCCCCUCGUCCGGGGCAGGGUUGACAACCCCGUCGUCGGAAAGAUCGCAAGUCGGCUCGGCAAAGACCCGGCACAAGUCCUCAUCCGGUGGUCCCUCCAACGCGGGUUCAUCCCUCUGCCGAUGUCGUCCUCGCCAGCCCGUAUCAAAUCCAACGCGGAUGUCUUCAACUUCAGCCUCCCUGAGAGCGACAUGGCCGGGCUCGAUGCUCUCGACCAAGGUGGUGCCGGGGCUAUCAGCUGGAACCCAGUGGAUGUCGAGUAGAUAGACGGUGUAGAUGUAAUACUAGCAGAUGUAACACUAGGUGACGUUUAGAGUCGUAUGACUGGAAGAUAAAACAGUCCACCGUGAA